Zootermopsis nevadensis is the source of this 2552-nucleotide messenger RNA. Lineage: Eukaryota; Metazoa; Arthropoda; Insecta; Blattodea; Termopsidae. The record is from RefSeq and is a predicted model, not a curated record.
GGCAAAAUGUGUUUGCGAGGUUUUUUAAUAUAUGGCAGAUUUAAAAGACCUUGUAAAUAUUAACUAGUUUUCGAAAAUGUGAUUUAAUGUGUUACUAUUACAACAUUGUGUAUGUUAUAAUCACCAAUUACAUGCAUUGAUUAAGUUUAAUUGAUGUCUGUGCUUGGUCAAUAUAUGUGACAGCGUUUGUGUAGAUUGAUGUUUCUAAUACAAGAGAUCAUGUGUACCAGAAGAACAACAAUUUAAAAUAUCGUAUCAAGGGUUUGCUGUACUUUAUUCAAGAAAACGAUUUAUCAAGAUGAGUCAUUACUCUCCGUCCUAUAGACAGUCUGAGGUCCUCACAUCCUCACCACUACGCAGAAAAUCCAUGUUAAACCUUUCCAACAGUGAUGCAAGUCUUAGACAGAAUGACGAUGAUGCAGAACGUAUUGAACGACGGCGCAGUGCUCAGAUUGAGAUGUUUCGACGUGAUGCCUCCACUUCUGGAUCAAGUAGACAAAAAUCGAUAGGAGGGAUGAUUGCUGGGCUUUCAGCAGCACAGUUGGCUGAACAUUAUGCCUGUUGUAUUAAGCUCUCUGCUGAGAAUAAAAUCAGUACAAAAAAUGCCUUUAGCCUGCAGCUGAUUGACUACAUGACACUCAUGCUGAAGAAACGUGAUUCCAAAAUGGAUGAUUUCCAGGUGGCAAGUUGCACCUUAGAUGCAAGCACCAAGAUAUAUGCAUGUCGAGUCGACUGUGUGCAUAGGGAUGUUCUCAAAAUGGCAGCAGAUCUGGCCACGGGACAUCGCAAGAAACAAGCCGUUUCCGUAGGGACAGAAGAGGGAGAGGGAGAAGAGGAGAGAAGUGGUACUGAGGGGAAUGAUGAACUAAUUUAUACGAAGAAGAAAACGCGCAAGCCCAAGAAAACAAUUGUAACAAACGUGGAGACGCUGAAUGCGAAGAUAGAUGUGCAGCAUGUCCUUGAUCCCUCCCUGCGCUCUGCUGGUAAUAUAGGUGACUGCCACUUCUUGUCGAGCCUGAAGGUCCGUGCCAACUGCGCCUUAACAUUGUGUUCAGAUCUGCCAUAUUGGGACAACAAUGAAGAGCCUAUAAGUUCAGAGCAGUUCAAAGUGCGACUACCAUUUAUUCCAGAUUUAAAGGAUAAAGGGAUCUGUCCAGUGUUUUCACAGUUCUCAUUCACAAAAUGGUCUCUAGAUGCAGAAGAAGAUGAAAAUGAUCCUGUUGCAAAGGGUGCAGCAGGUUUAUUAGAAUCUUCUGAAGAUGAUGAUUUUGCUUUUGAUGUAAAUGCAGUUCCAGAACCAAUACCAACUGAAGAGACUGAGGCUCUAGUUGAUCAUUUUGAAGUUUCUGGAGUAGAUGAAGGCAUGGAUUCAGAAGGAGAGGAUACAGGAGCACCAGUUGCAUGCUGGCCAGUUCAAAGGGCACCUGCUGCAAAUGUAGUUGAUCUACGUAAACACCUUUCUGCAGCACCCAGCGAGUAUUCAUACUUCAGGGCAGGUGCCCUCGAUUUGUGGGCUGGCCCCUCACACUGGAAAAUUAAACCAUUUAAAGGUGUGGACCAGCAUAGGAACAGUGCUGCUUCUGCAAACACAGCUGGAGAUGAACCUCGAUCAGCUUCAGCCUGUAAGAAGCAGAAGCAAAAGAAGGAAUUUGUAGUUGAGUUUCUGAGAGAACACAACAGCGAUGCAUUUAUUCUAGAGACGAAUCCUCAGAAGCUGACACUAAUGAAGCGAACAAUGCAGAAAUUGUGGAGUGCAGACAAAAAUACCCUCCCUCCUGAUGUACACUUUGAUGUUAAAUGCUUCUCACAGUUGGAGCUGAGGAAGGUGGUUUGUGUGAGUGAACAUCCUGCCCCAUACGAGGGCGAUGAGCCGUCUUCUUACGAUUAUGAAAAUGAUCUUGACACUUCAGAAUACUGUCCGAACGUUGCUUUAAAUGAUAUGGAUGCUGCUGAUGAUGGUCCAGUUGAUAUCUUGUUAGCAAGUCAGCAUCAGGAUGUACAUAACAGCUUAACAGCAGAUGGGUGCAGGGACUUGGAUACAUUUGCUGGAGACAAUCUGGUAGCACCUCCAAGCAAGGUGGCAAGAAUUUUUAUUCCAUAUGCAAUGAGAGCUAAGAAGGUGGAUAUGAAGAAGCUUAAACAUGCUAUAUGGAGCAUUUUAACCAAAGCAGACAGUCAUAAGGACAAGGAUGAUAAUGACAUCCUGCAAGUAGAACGUCCUGUUACCUUCAAGAGCAUGUAUACUGCACUGCCAUCAAGACUGUCUUCAAAAUUAUUAGAGAAUAUAUGUGCACCCCUGGUUCUUGUUGCCUUGCUGCAUCUUGCUAAUGAAAAGACACUUCACAUUGUGGGAAAUGAAGAUCUUAGUGACUUAGUAAUUACACAAGGAUAGUAAUUACUUGGCUAUGCUUGUUGUAUUGUUGUGGCACUUGUUACAUACUUUACUUUUUAAAUUUCUGGAUGUGGAGUUAAUAGAAUCUGGUUUGGCACCAUGAAAUGUGUUUGUUAUGGCAUGUCUUGAAAAUAAAUAAUUAUAAUGGUUUGGAUCCUAA